Messenger RNA from Aspergillus tanneri, 1632 nucleotides. RefSeq names its product OSTA/TMEM184 family protein. The record is from RefSeq and is a predicted model, not a curated record. The coding region runs from base 1 to 1632 and encodes 543 amino acids. The transcript is spliced from 6 exons. Gene Ontology annotation, molecular function: transporter activity. Gene Ontology annotation, biological process: transport. Lineage: Eukaryota; Fungi; Ascomycota; Eurotiomycetes; Eurotiales; Aspergillaceae.
AUGGGCUGGCCAAAGUGUAAUUCGUCCUUAGAGAAUGAAACCAUUAACGAGGGCGACUUAUGGGAUGGCGGGAUCACAUUCCAUCAACUCUGCCUGAUUGUCGUGGGUGUUUUUGCUCUCAUCGCGGCCGGUAUUUCCUUCGUUUUGAUUAUGUGUCAUGCCACUCAUUACAGCAAACCGAUUGAACAACGCCAUAUUAUUCGCAUUCUUUUGAUGAUUCCUGUCUACUCCCUCGUCGCAUGGCUAGGGACCUACGAUUACAAAAAGAACGUUUAUUAUAGUGUGCUGGGCGACUGCUACGAGGCGUUCACGAUUUCGGCUUUCUUCUCCCUUCUCUGCCAUUACAUUGCACCCGACCUACACAGUCAAAAGGAUUACUUUCGUGGCAUCGAGCCAAAGCCGUGGGUCUGGCCUCUAUCAUGGCUGCAGAAAUGCUGCGGCGGGGAGCACGGAAUGUGGAGGACGCCCCGAAGCGGAUUGACCUGGUUUAAUGUUGUUUGGGUCGGUGUCUUCCAGUACUGCCUUCUACGCGUACUCAUGACCAUCGUCGCAGUCCUGACGCAGAAGGCUGACGUUUACUGCGAGGACACGCUCAACCCAAAAUUCGCGCAUGUCUGGGUGUUGGCUAUUGAAUGUGUUGCCGUUACUAUCGCCAUGUACUGCCUAGUUCAAUUCUACAUCCAGGUCAAAGAGGAUAUCGGCCAGCACCAGCCCUUUUUGAAAAUCUUGUCCAUCAAAUUGGUCAUUUUCCUUUCUUUCUGGCAGUCGAGUUUGAUAUCUUUCCUAUAUUCCUCUGGCGCUAUCAAAGCUACCAAAAAGACCCAGGCUAGUGAUCUCAAAGUGGGACUGCCGAACCUCCUGAUCUCCAUUGAAAUGGCGAUGUUCGCUGUCCUGCAUCUGUGGGCAUUCGCCUGGCAGCCAUAUUCGCUCAAAAAUUUCCAGGCAACUGAAGUCACCGACUUUUAUGGCAACGGUAAAGCGACGUAUCAAGGAGGCCGGUUUGGAGUGCGCGCUCUCUUGGAUGCUCUGAACCCAAUAGACCUCAUCAAAGCCAUUGGCCGGAGCAUACGCUGGCUGUUCGUUGGCCGUAAGAAGCGUCUACUGGAUCCCAGCUACCAGGCAACGAAUGAAGGAAUCGGGCUCAGCUCUGCACAUGCUACAGGCACAGGUGCAGGUACCACAAUGACCGGCAGCCGCACAGGCCGCUAUGGAUCAGCCCCCGACGAAGAAGGCGAUGUGCUCCUGUCUCAUGCACAGCCCAAUCCCGCCUCCCACUCCGGUGAUCUGGGCACGGCACCCCCGCCGUACGAGUAUAGCGAUCAUACCCGCUUCAAUUCGCAUGACCAACUAAGCGGUGUAUCUCUUCUUGAUCCGGCGACGCAUUCCCCUCGGCCCUACUCCCCAUACGAGCAGAGUUUCCACAAUCCUUACACGAUGUCGCCAGAUUCAGCAACCGAACAUUAUCAGCACACCCAGGGCCUAACAACCCCUCACAAUCCUACCGCCACCAAUAUCCCUCCCUACCCUUCCGACCAUCUACAAGAACAGGCCCCAAUCCCUCUCCCGGACGCAUAUCGCCCGCCUCCAUCGCAUUACGACGCUGACCUCAACCCACAGAGAUAUCCCCACUAA